Molecule: messenger RNA, 1514 nt
Organism: Megalobrama amblycephala (Wuchang bream)
Lineage: Eukaryota; Metazoa; Chordata; Actinopteri; Cypriniformes; Xenocyprididae
Product: voltage-dependent T-type calcium channel subunit alpha-1H-like
Exons: 8
Coding region: 504-1457 (317 amino acids)
Biological process (GO): calcium ion import; sodium ion transmembrane transport; neuronal action potential
Cellular component (GO): plasma membrane; neuron projection; voltage-gated calcium channel complex
Molecular function (GO): low voltage-gated calcium channel activity; voltage-gated sodium channel activity
Source: RefSeq, a predicted model, not a curated record
AAAUUGAACUGUAACCAUGUGACUAGUCAAUACAUAAGACAAGUAAAAAAUAACUAGUAGCUGAGAUAUAAGAAUUGUUAUAACAUUACUAGUAACAUUAAUGUUACAAGUGUUCGUGUUUCCCAUACAUUAACCCGCCACAUUCUAGUUUGUCCUGCCACUGUCUCAAUGUUAAACGGAAAUUAGGCCUGUUGCGAUAUUUAAUUAACCGACUGAUAAUUGUGCUCUAUACUGCAAAAGUGUGAGUCAUAGAGCAAAAGGAAUAGACUAGCACCAAUUAUGUUUUCAUGUACUAUAUUUAAAGUCAUCUGAAGCCAUUCCAUAGCUUCAUGUGAGGGACAGAAGAAUGUGUAGCCUACAUUUAAGUUAAAUUUAAGUUCAAGGAAACUCGUCUUCCCUCCGCUGUAGCUGUCAAUCAUUCUCCAUUCAGCACUCAAACGGCACGUCGUGUUUGGUCACAACAGUUAGCAUGGGUGUCUGUUAGAUCGCACAACACAAGGACUAUGAAUUGGCAUCACACGCACAAUAACUGGAAUUUAAAAGAUUCCAUUGUCAGACGCUUUAUCAUGACUGAUAGUGAGGGGAGAGAACACUUUCAUUACUUGGAGAGAGGAGAGGAUUCCAUUGUCAGACGCUUUAUCCUGACUGAUGGCGAGGGCAGAGAACACUUUCAUUACUUGGAGAGAGGAGAGGUAAGUGUUCCCAUUUCAGCCCUGUACCAGGCGCCCGGUCCCAGUGAAGAGAUCGGCGAUGAGGAGGAAAAGAGCAGCACAUGGAUCCCGGUCCAUGAGAGCUCUCAGGCACAGGGGUCUGGGGCCCGGGACCCCACUCCAGAUUUGGUCUCCGAUGAGGAGGAGAAGCCCCCCUACCCGAUGCUUGCGCCUGUGGUGUUCUUCUGCAUCAAACAGACCACUCGUCCACGUAGCUGGUGUCUCAGGAUGGUUUUCAACCCAUGGUUUGAGCAUGUGAGCAUGCUGGUGAUUCUACUGAACUGCGUGACUCUGGCCAUGUUCCAGCCAUGUGAGGACCUCAAGUGCCAGUCUGAGCGGAGUUGCAUCUUACAGGCAUUUGAUGACUGCAUCUUCACCUUCUUUGCUGUGGAGAUGGUCAUUAAAAUGAUAGCCCUGGGGAUAUUUGGAUCAAAGGGUUACCUUAGUGACACAUGGAAUCGCCUGGACUUCUUCAUUGUCAUGGCAGGGAUAAUGGAGUAUUCACUGGAUCAUAACGCCAGCCUGUCAGCCAUCCGGAUUGUGCGAGUGCUCAGGCCCCUGCGAGCCAUCAACAGAGUGCCUAGUAUGAGGAUACUGGUGACCCUGCUUCUUGAUACUCUGCCUAUGUUAGGCAACGUCCUCCUGCUGUGCUUUUUUGUCUUCUUUAUAUUCGGCAUUGUCGGGGUGCAGCUGUGGGCUGGACUGCUUAGGAAUCGGUGUUUCAUGCCAGAUGACGUGAAAGCGUAAGUACUGUCCUGCUCUUAUCUAACCGGCAGCCUUCUUCCCCUCUUCUCCUCUUUUACC